Molecule: messenger RNA, 181 nt
Organism: Racocetra persica
Lineage: Eukaryota; Fungi; Glomeromycota; Glomeromycetes; Diversisporales; Gigasporaceae
Source: the annotation of a GenBank genome assembly
UUUCAAAACAGCCCCGUAUUUGGUCCAGGGCAUGUUGGCGGAAGACGAGAGCACAUAUGUAGUCAAGAAAAUAGGAGGUCGGGUUAGUAAAGCAAAAAGUUGCAGUAAAGAUCAAAAAUGUAAAGUGAAUAGCCCACGUGAUAGUGAUAAGGAUAGUUAUAGCAAGAAUAGAGGAGAUUGA